AUGGCUACCCCACCUUCUGCACCUGAGUCUCCUGCUGCUACGGUCACCCCAUCACCUGCACCCGCAUCUUCUCAGCCUGACAAUGGUACUAUAGUCAUGGGUGAUUCAGCACAACCUCCUCGACCACUUACUCGGCUGCAACAAGGUGAACCUAGUAAUCUCAAAGAAGCUCUUGCUGAUGUCAAAUGGCAACAGGCCAUGAGUGAGGAGUUUGGUGCUCUCAUGGCUAACAGCACGUGGCAUCUUGUGCCUCCUAGCAAGAACAAAAAUUUAAUUGAUUACAAGUGGGUAUAUCGCAUAAAGAAGCAUGGUGAUGGUACAGUUGAUAGAUACAAAGCUCGAUUGGUUGCAAAAGGCUUCAAACAACGGUAUGGUAUUGACUAUGAGGAUACAUUUAGUCCAGUUGUUAAGGCUGCCACUAUUAGACUUGUUCUUGCUCUAGCUGUCUCUAAGGCUGGAGUCUCCGUCAGUUGGAUAUCAAGAACGCGUUUUUACAUGGUGUUCUGGAGGAAGAACUGUAUAUGA
Messenger RNA from Lolium perenne, 525 nucleotides. RefSeq lists its product as uncharacterized. The record is from RefSeq and is a predicted model, not a curated record. Lineage: Eukaryota; Viridiplantae; Streptophyta; Magnoliopsida; Poales; Poaceae.